AUGGGGAUUCCAACGGAAAUGAGGGACAUGUGGGUGAACCGCGGAAAAGGGUUGCUCAUUCCUUCGCCAGCUGAAGAACAGAAGAAGUUAAGAUCCGCAAAGUGCACCCAAGAGGGUGCAAAAGAGGGAUUCAAGGCCGCUGCCAUUGCUUGUGCUCUCACCACCGUGCCUACAUUGGCUGCUGUUCGUAUGAUUCCUUGGGCAAAGCAUAACCUCAAUUAUACUGCUCAAGCACUCAUCAUAUGUGGUGCAUCAAUUGCUUCGUACUUCAUCACUGCCGAUAAAACUAUCUUAGCAUGCGCCAGAAAAAAUGCCCAGUUGGAAGAUUCCUUGAGACGCCAGAAGCAGUGA
Molecule: messenger RNA, 351 nt
Organism: Prunus armeniaca (apricot)
Lineage: Eukaryota; Viridiplantae; Streptophyta; Magnoliopsida; Rosales; Rosaceae
Source: the annotation of a GenBank genome assembly